AUGGGAGGCACCAGGAGGUUAAGAGCAUUCAAGAGAUGGAUGAAAGCCAACGGAGUUGAUUGCAGCGAUGCUCUCAAUCUCGUCGACGACCACAACGACGGCGUAUCCGUGAGAGCGUUCGUCGAUCUAAAGGAAGGAGAUGUCGUCGCCAACAUCUCCAAACCCGCUUGUCUCACAAUUAAAACCAGCGCGGCUCGCGGGAUGAUCGAAUCCGCUGAUUUAGACGGAAGCUUAGGUCUCUCCGUGGCUCUCAUGUACGAGAGAAGCUUGGGUGAAGAAUCCCCUUGGUCUGGGUAUCUUCAGAUCCUUCCUUUUCAAGAGGAUUUGCCUCUCGUUUGGUCCAUUGACGACUUUGACUCUCUCUUAUCCGGAACCGAGCUUCAUAAGGUGGUGAAGGAAGAUCAUGGUCUCAUACUUGAGGAUUGGGAAGAAAGCAUUAAGCCACUUACAUCUUCACUGCCUACAAAUGUUGAUCCUGAUUCGUUUGGAAUCAAAGCGUAUCUCGCGGCUAAGAGUCUAAUUGCUUCUCGGUCUUUCCAGAUUGAUGACUAUCAUGGAUCCGGGAUGGUUCCUCUUGCAGACCUCUUCAAUCAUAAAACUGGAGCGGAAGACGUUCAUUUCACCGCUGAAUCAUCUCACAGUGAGUCCGAUACCGAAACUGAUGAAAGUGAGGACGCUGAUGAAGACGAGCCUUCAAGUACAAGUUCUCCCUCGCCUGAGCAUUCUUUUGAGGAUGUUCCUGGUGAAAUCACUGACGACCAAGCCAAAGAAGAAGAAGAAGAUGAAGAAGAAAACUCUUCGGUGUUGCAAGAUGAUCAAUCCGGUUUAAAAAUGAUUAUGGUUAAGAAUGUCCCUGCUGGAGCUGAGGUGUUCAAUACAUAUGGUUUGAUGGGUAACGCUGCGUUACUCCACAGAUACGGAUUUACAGAGCUCGAUAACCCUUACGACAUAGUCAACAUUGAUCUUGAAUUAGUAACCGAGUGGAGCUCAUCCUCGUUCACAAGCCGGCACACUCGAGCUAGGCUCGCCUUUUGGAGGAAACUUGGUUACUCAGGUUGCGAGAGCCAAAACUCUGAAUAUUUCGAGGUUUCUUCCACCGGAGAACCACAAUCCGAGCUCCUGAUCCUACUCUAUCUACUCCUCUUACCAGAGGACGCAUACAAUAAACUCGACGUAGCUACAUCAACUACAGAAGCUUGUCCUGAGAUAACAGUUGGGAAACACAAGUUCGUGCUUGGCCAAAGCGGCAGCGAGGGCAGUGAUGUUGAUGUUCUUGUCACGGAUGGUGUUGGUGAAGCUCUUCUUGCUAUUGUGGAGAAGAGAGAGAGUUUAUAUGGCUCGUUGACGUCUUUGGAGGAUGACAUUGUGAGGCUGGAGGCUUGUCUGCUUCCGAGAGACAGGAGAUUGUACCAUUCGUUGGUGUUGCGUGUGAGUGAGAGGAGGAUUCUGGAGAAGCUUAGGAGCUAUAUUCGUAAAAGGGUUGAUAAGUUUCCCGGUGGAAAACGCCGGAAGAAGAUGAUGACUCCUAAAUCCUAG
Messenger RNA from Microthlaspi erraticum, 1536 nucleotides. The record is from the annotation of a GenBank genome assembly. NCBI's taxonomy places the organism in Eukaryota, Viridiplantae, Streptophyta, Magnoliopsida, Brassicales, Brassicaceae.